This is a messenger RNA of Abrus precatorius (Indian licorice), 764 nucleotides long. RefSeq lists its product as uncharacterized. The record is from RefSeq and is a predicted model, not a curated record. The transcript has a single exon. NCBI's taxonomy places the organism in Eukaryota, Viridiplantae, Streptophyta, Magnoliopsida, Fabales, Fabaceae. The coding region runs from base 133 to 477 and encodes 114 amino acids.
UAACCCAGCAACUUCCUGGUUCCUAAAAUCCUCCAUUCGGAACAUUUUUCUUCUUUAUAUUCCUUGUUUCCUUUUAUCACCCACCAUUCCUCAAAGGGGUGAAAAAGCAUUAGUUAGAGAACAUAGUCAUAGAUGGAGGGUCUUCUGCCUCUGUUUUACAAAGCAAUCAAGAAAAACAAAACACGACGACAAUACGAGUGUCUUUCAUCAGGAGCUGCUCUAAGCUACAACAUCAGCAUGGCCGAGAUCUACCCUCAAACUCAGGACCAUGCCCUUCAGAAUCACACACCUCAUACCCAGAAAGUGCCACGUCAUUAUGCAGAUCAUAAAAUGGGUCACCGACGAUAUAAUUCUGUUGGAAAUUUCGGGGUUGGUUUCCAAUCACCUCAGAUGAGAGCAGGUGUUGGUUCUCCCAGUUCAACCAAACUCGUCAGGUUUAGGAGUCAGAGAAUGUUUUCAUGUAUAACCGGUGUCUAAGGUGCGUGUAAACACUCAUGUUGUGAUUCAUUUGGUGUAAAGAGUAAAGACAACGUUGUGGUCUUAAUCAAAUGAUGUUGCGAUUCUUAAUUUGUUCUAUGUCUUAAUUAGUUGUGUAUAUUGAAAAUUAGUACUAUAGUGUUUCUGGCGUCGGUGAUUCUUUGCCUCAUUCGUCAUCUUUGAAGCUCUUUGCUGGGUUCAGGGGCAAGAAUUGUUAAGCUAAAUUUUAAAGAAAAAUAUCAUAUCUUUAAAGAGCUUUAUAUAUAUAUAUAUAUAUAUUCUCCACG